This is a messenger RNA of Emiliania huxleyi CCMP1516, 846 nucleotides long. RefSeq lists its product as hypothetical. Bases 1 to 846 code for a protein of 281 amino acids. NCBI's taxonomy places the organism in Eukaryota, Haptophyta, Isochrysidales, Noelaerhabdaceae. The record is from RefSeq and is a predicted model, not a curated record. Gene Ontology annotation, cellular component: cytoplasm. Gene Ontology annotation, molecular function: guanyl-nucleotide exchange factor activity. The transcript has 2 exons.
AUGUUUCUCUACCUCCAGGAGCGAGCUCUGAAGCUCCAGCUGAUGUUUGAGGUGCCGCGCCCCCCGGGCGUCGGCCUCCACGCUGCCGAUUUUGUCCGCAAUCUGCUGCUCUCCACCACGCUCGGCCUGCCCGACGCGCAGCAGGAGGCUUUCUACCUGCGCUGCUGGCUCGAACCAUUCGAGAUGCGAGUUGGCCACGACGCGACGACCCUGGAUCGCGUCCUGCAGAGCUUUGUCGACAGCCGUGGAGGCGAGCGGUCUGUCUGUGGCGACGCAGAUGUCUGCCAAAGCGCGCCUGCAGGCUCAUAUUCACAACAGUUCAUCUUCACGCCAACGGUCAUCGACGUCGGCGGCCCAGUCGCCGAGAUCGCGCUCGGAUAUCAGCGCUCGUGCGCGACACUCACUGACGGCACGCUCAAGUGUUGGGGCAAGAACGACAAGGGCCAGGUGGGCGACGGGCAUCCCCGACGGACACCGGCCGACGAACCGGACCUCGCCGACGUACUCACGCCGACGGACAUCCCCGUCGGCGGCGCUGUUGCCGAGAUCUCGCUCGGAUAUCAGCACACGUGCGCAUCACUCACGGACGGCACGCUCAAGUGCUGGGGGGACGGCGAUCAUGGCCAACUGGGCGUGCCAGGGGUGUCCUUUGCAAACCUGCCUCAACCUGUGACUGCCGGGGGCACAGUCGCCCUGAAAGUCGCCAAGAUCUCGCUCGGAGAACACCACACGUGCGCAACGUUUGCGGAUGGCCGGUUCGAGUGCUGGGGCAGGAACACCAACGGCCAACUGGGGGACGGGACCACGAAUGAUGCCCGGGGGCCCACCGCAAUCAAGCUGGGGUAG